Molecule: messenger RNA, 1613 nt
Organism: Brassicogethes aeneus
Lineage: Eukaryota; Metazoa; Arthropoda; Insecta; Coleoptera; Nitidulidae
Source: the annotation of a GenBank genome assembly
GUUUAUUUGUUUUCUCUUUUUAACACACGUGCGUCAUUUACGCAAGCGUUGCUAAAGAAGUUUUGUGAAUCCCUGUGAAGCUGUUGUAAAUGAGGGGAAGAACCAAAUGUCAAAAAAUUGUUCUUAAUGAGUGUUUCUUUAAAGUUAAACUACUUGUUGGAGUUUUAAAACGCUUUUGGUGAGGUUUUUAAGUGUUUUUAAGGAUUAAAUGGAGUUUAUACAUGGGAAUAACAAAAACCUAACCUCUUUUUAUGUUAAAAAUACGAAAAAAAAACGUUGAAGAUUUGCAGUUGUUGGGUUUUAAGAACAGUAUAGCAGUUUUUGGGGAAAGUAUAAUGUCGCUGAAGAAGGUAAAUUUAGAAGUUGGAGAAAAUGGCUCAAAAUUUAUUACAAUUAAUGGUAAAAAAAUGAAAGUUUUGAUAAAAGCAAAAUUUAAUGAUUUAACAAAUGUAAAUAAAACCCCUUCCAAGCAAACGAAUUCAAAUGAUAACAAAGAUAAUGUGACAGAUAAAUCAACACUUGUGAAAAAGCCAACGUGUAGUGUGGUCACAGUGGAAAAAAUAGGCAAAAUAUUCAAACCAAACUUUCUAAACCUAGCGACAAACAUGAAGAAAGAAACUAAAAAUGUUAAAAACAGUAGCUGCCAAACAAACACCAAAACUUUUAAAGAUUCGUCCUGCCAAACUGAUAAAGACAAAGAGGAUUGUUUUAUAGAUUUUUUUAACUUGGACAAUAAUAUUUUUUCUGAAUUGGAUGAGUUACCUGGCAUAGACACUGGCAUAGACACUUUUCUUAAAGUUGAAAUGCCAGUUAAAAAAUGUACACCUGCUCAAAAUCCAGUGUCCAACAAAAAUGAUCCAAAAGUGAAGUUUUUUUUUGAUAUACGUAAUGCAUUGAAUUUUAACAGCAAUGGAAACUUGCCAAUUCAUGAAGCAGUUUUAGAAAAUAACCUAAAUAAUGUAAAGAGAUAUACUUUGGUUUUAAAAUCCCUGGGACCUUACAUUAAUUUGCUGAAUCAAAAUAAAUAUACUCCUCUACAAGUAGCAAUAUUAAGCGAGGCAAGCAAAGAAAUCGUCACGUUUUUACUAGCACAUGGAGCAGAUGUUUCUUUGACAGACCAAGAGGGAAACACUGUGUUUCAUUUGGCCGUUCAAAUGAACAAUUUCAAUGCCUUAGAAGAACUUUGUAAACCCAACGUAGAUAAUCCCAUAAUCGACCAGUUUAACUACGAAGGUUUAACUCCCUUAAUGAUUUGUUGUAUUAACCAAAAUUUAAAUUGCGCGGAAAUUUUAUUAGACUGCGGGGCCAAACCUGACAUUUUGGACCAAAAAUCCGGAAGAACCGCCCUUUUUCAUGCCGCUGAAAAUCAACAUUUGGAAAUGGUAAAGUUAUUAUUGGACAAUAAUGCCAACACAAAAAUAAAAAACUUCUUUGGAACGAGCCCACACGACGCUAUGUUUGAAAUGGACGAAAUUCCGCAAGAAAUUAGGAAUUUAAUAUGGCUAUCAAAGAAACGUAAAGCUUCAAAGUCGGCAAAAAGCGAGGAUAUAGCCAUUUACGGCAAAAAAUUAAAAAUCGUCAAAACGUACCAAAAAAUCAAUACGGCAUCUUAA